AUGGACGAGGGACCCAUUUUAAAACCCCAGGCUGCGGUGCUUGCAUGGUCAAUAUGGGGUAUUUCUGGAGAAGACGGCUCUGAUUCGCAUGUGCCCUCGAGACGAGUUGAGUCUACUCCAAGCCUUAACACACCAGCCGGCUCCGGGGCUGCCCCGCUUGCUACGCGACCCGCUCCAGGCGCUUUGCAAUCUCUUGGCGCUCCCUGCAUCACCGGUGGCACAACGGGCAUCGGUCGAGCAAUAGCGUUGGAAUACCUUCGACAAGGAGCCAAUGUCGCCGUGAACCACCUCGAUCUUCCCCAAGAUUCAAAACACAAGCACAGCCUCCUGGAAACGGCGCAAGAGAUCAAGAGCCGAGGCGCGAGCGAGGGCCUGCCGGCUGGAGAGCUCAUCGAAGUGUCUGGAGACAUCACGAAGCCGGAAACAGCAUGCGAAUUCCUCUCAAUCGAUCAGAAAUUGUUUGACCAGUCCAUAAACGUGAAUAUCAAUGGCACGUUCUACACAUGCCAGGCGGCAGCUCGUCAGAUGAAGAAGCAAGGCCGCGGCGGAUCAAUAAUAGGCAUCUCCUCGAUCAGCGCGUUACAAGGUGGUGGCCUCCAGGUACACUACACGCCGACCAAGGCGGCUGUCCUAUCAAUGAUUCAGUCAAUGGCUAUUGCGCUUGCAAAGGACAAGAUCCGGUGCAAUGCCUUGUUGCCCGGGACAAUCCACACACAGCUGGCGGAUCACGACAUGGCAAACGAUGUCAAGCGCAAAUAUCUAGAGCAUCGCAUACCCAUGGGGCGGGUGGGCAGACCAGAAGACCUGGCUGGACCUGCGGUAUUCCUGGGCUGCGAGCAACUCAGUGGAUUCAUGACCGGGUCGCAGAUGUUGGUGGAUGGCGGAAUUCUCACUUGUCGCCGUCGCCACAUCAAAUGCGACGAGAAGAAGCCGGUUUGUGGAGGCUGUACGAGGACGAAGCAGUCAUGCGUAUAUGGCCCCGUCCAGCCUCACCGAGCACGCGAGACUUCAAGUUCCGCAUCCAGGACCGAGGGACAGUCGAGUCCACCAGUGGCGGACACGUUGGCGGGUUCCCCCACAACUUGUGAGCAUGGGAAGACCGGGGGAGUUGCCGAGGAAAAGAGAGGCGUGUCAGAACCAUCUUGGUCGCGCAUUAAUGAGCAGAACGGUCUACCAGCAGCCACAGUCACAAGCAUCAGCAACAUCACUGCGUCUACGACUACUCCCUUUGAGGAUGGCGAUGCCAUCUCGCCCCUGUCGCACAUCAACGUCUCCACGCAGCCGACCUUGUUAACUCCCCAGCCCGAACUCGAGCCCGGCACGCUCUGUGCGGAUACGUCAACCCCACAAGAUCGCCAAACACGAGCAUCAUUCAGCUCCUCCCGGGCCAAUGUGGACAACGCAACCUCCAUCUGGGUUGACUUGCUCAUCCAUGACGCUGCUCUGCAAUCAGAACAUCCGGCCAACGUCGAUAUUGACUUGGAAGGUGUUGAUAUUCUUGACCACUCGCUUCUGCGGUCCCCUACUCACUUUGUGAACAAACCGACUGUAGCAUAUCCAGCACCCGAGGAGCUCGGACAAUCGCCCGCGUCGUCGUGCCCACUUCUUCAAGAGCGAACUUCCAGCGUCAUAGAAUUCGAGGCCUUGGAGAAGAAGGAAUGGCAGUCGGCCUCGCCCAUUUCACUGACUUCUUCGGAGCUCGUGCUGUUCCAGCAUUUUGUGCGAAAAUUAAGCCAAUGGAUGCAUAAUGUAGGACUGAUGAAUGCCAUCUGGGCUCUUUCCUCACGCCACCUGUCCCUGAGCAGCCAGCCAAACGAGACUCCCUUGUACGAUCCCAAUGAUGCCCUUCCAUACUACUACAAGACACUGCGCUACGUCCAGAAGGCCAUGCAGUACAAUACGUACAAGACGAGCCUGGAGCUGCUCGCCACUUCACUCAUUGUCUCCACAUACGAGAUGCUGGACGGAUCCAGCCAGGACUGGGAGAGGCAUCUUCACGGCGUCUUCCUGAUCCAGCGCUCGCAGAUCAUACACGGCGAUUCGAUGGGUCUGCGCCAAGGUGUGUGGUGGGCAUGGCUCUGCCAGGAUGUCUGGGCCGCGUACCGCGAAAGGCGUAGGCCCUUCACGUUCUGGAAGCCGGUGCGGACAUUCCGGGACCUGGAGCCCUCUGAUCUCGCUGCUCGGUCUGUCUACCUGUUUGCGCAGGUGGUCGGGUACUGCUCGGGAGAAAACAUGGAGGACGGCGCGAUGGAGCCCUUAGCACGAAUCUCCAGGGCUAGGGAGCUCAGAGGCGUGCUGGAAGACUGGAAGACGUACCUGACUGCUGAGUUUGAACCGCUGCCUCAGCCGCGCUCGGCUGAGGAUGUCUUUGAGCCGAUUUGGAUCCAUCCAACAGCUUUUGGUAAGUCAACUCCCAAGCCUGGACUCGAAGGCGUUUACAUCUGA
Molecule: messenger RNA, 2445 nt
Organism: Diaporthe amygdali
Lineage: Eukaryota; Fungi; Ascomycota; Sordariomycetes; Diaporthales; Diaporthaceae
Exons: 6
Coding region: 1-2445 (814 amino acids)
Biological process (GO): regulation of DNA-templated transcription
Molecular function (GO): DNA-binding transcription factor activity, RNA polymerase II-specific; zinc ion binding; oxidoreductase activity, acting on the CH-OH group of donors, NAD or NADP as acceptor
Source: RefSeq, a predicted model, not a curated record